This is a messenger RNA of Helicoverpa armigera (cotton bollworm), 3249 nucleotides long. RefSeq names its product Cell division cycle 5 (gene Cdc5). The coding region runs from base 177 to 2573 and encodes 798 amino acids. Lineage: Eukaryota; Metazoa; Arthropoda; Insecta; Lepidoptera; Noctuidae. Gene Ontology annotation, cellular component: spliceosomal complex; Prp19 complex. Gene Ontology annotation, biological process: mRNA splicing, via spliceosome; regulation of transcription by RNA polymerase II. Gene Ontology annotation, molecular function: DNA-binding transcription factor activity, RNA polymerase II-specific; RNA polymerase II transcription regulatory region sequence-specific DNA binding. The transcript has 16 exons. The record is from RefSeq and is a predicted model, not a curated record.
CUGCAAUUAAACGUCAUUUCAUUCUAUCAGACAGCGGACCUGAUUUCGCGUUGGUUAUUUUGUAUUGAAAUGCAGUGAAUACUAUGUGAUUUUAAACAAAAUUACAGAUAUUUGCAUUAACUACAAGUAAACUAAUUCAAGUAUUUCGUGGUGGGCGGCAUAAAAAAUCCUGAACCAUGCCGCGAAUUAUGAUAAAAGGUGGCGUUUGGCGCAACACCGAGGAUGAAAUCCUUAAGGCGGCGGUGAUGAAAUAUGGUAAAAACCAGUGGUCCCGUAUAGCAUCACUUUUGCACAGAAAAUCUGCCAAACAAUGCAAGGCGCGUUGGUACGAGUGGCUAGAUCCGAGCAUCAAGAAGACAGAAUGGUCUCGCGAGGAAGACGAGAAGCUGCUGCACUUGGCCAAGCUGAUGCCAACACAAUGGAGAACUAUUGCACCCAUCAUUGGGCGCACGGCUGCACAAUGUCUCGAAAGAUACGAGUAUCUGCUGGAUCAAGCACAGAAGAAGGAAGAAGGGGAGGAUAUGGGUGAUGAUCCCCGUAAGCUGAAGCCUGGUGAAAUAGAUCCCAACCCUGAGACUAAGCCUGCCCGUCCUGAUCCCAAAGAUAUGGAUGAAGAUGAACUGGAGAUGCUGUCGGAAGCCAGAGCUCGUCUUGCCAACACUCAGGGUAAGAAGGCCAAGAGGAAGGCUCGUGAGAAGCAGCUGGAAGAAGCAAGAAGACUCGCUGCACUGCAGAAGCGCAGGGAACUAAGCGCUGCUGGUAUUGCUGUGCCUAUUAGGCGCAAGAAGAAGCGUGGUGUAGACUACAACUCGGAGAUACCGUUUGAGAAGAAGCCCGCUUCAGGUUUCUAUGACACAUCCACUGAGGUGGUGGACCCGAUGGCGCCAGACUUCUCACGGCUGCGUCAGCAGCACCUCGAUGGAGAACUGCAUUCAGAGAAGGAAGAGAGGGACAGACGCAAGGAUAAGCAGAAGUUGAAGCAACGCAAAGAGAAUGAUGUGCCGCAAGCGAUGCUGCAAGGCGACCAGCCGGCGCGCAAACGCAGCAAGCUUGUGCUGCCUGAACCACAGGUUACUGAUCAGGAGCUGCAGCAGGUGGUGAAGCUGGGCCGCGCGUCGGAAGCAGCGCGCGAGUCAGCGGGCGGCGCGGGCGCGGCCACGGACGCGCUGCUGGCGGAGUACGCGCUCACGCCCGCCGCGCCCGCCGCGCUGCGCACGCCCGCCAUCCACCAGGACAGAAUCCUAAUGGAAGCUCAGAACGUGAUGGCGCUGACCCACGUAGACACGCCACUGAAGGGAGGACUGAACACUCCUCUACAUCAGACAGACUUCUCCGGAGCUCUGCCGCAAUCACAAGCCGUGGCUACGCCUAACACUGUGCUAAUUACGCCGUUCAGAUCAUCACGCAGCGAGGUGUCGACUCCCGGCAGUUUCAACACUCCCAGUCACGGAGCCGUGCAACCAGGAUUAGCCACACCAGGUCUUCGUGACAAGUUGAGUAUCAACCCAGAAGACAGGCUGUCUACAGGAGACACGCCCCAAGUUGCUAAUCAGUUACAAAAACAGCAAAAGGCAUCAGUUCGCAACGCCCUAUCCUCCCUGCCUACACCGCGCAAUGACUACGAGAUAGUGGUACCGGAUCAGGAUGACGAGCCCAUGGAAAGCUCAGGAUCGGACGCUCAUGUGGAAGACCAGGCCGAUGCUGAUGCCAGGCUGCUGCAGCAACAGGAGGAAUUACGUUUAGCAGCUCUAAAGCUGCGGUCGUCAGCAGUGCAGCGCGGCUGCGUGCGUCCGGGCGAGGUGAACGCGUCGGUGGUGCGCGGGUCGGGCGGCGUGCUGACGCCGCUGCAGCACGCGGAGGAGCUGCUCAAGCAGGAGAUGGUCACCAUGCUGCAUUAUGACGCGCUCAGGGAUCCGCCUCCGGGUGUAGACAAGAAACGAGCGGUACAACUACAGGCAUCACACUUAGCGUACCUGGAACAGCAUCCUUACGAAGAGUUCUCGUCUGAAGAGCUGGAUGCCGCCAAACUAGAGAUGAAGAAGGAAAUGGAAGUCGUGAAGGCGGGCAUGGGUCACGGAGAACUCAGUAUGGAUGCGUACACACAAGUGUGGGAAGAGUGUCUUGCGCAAGUACUCUUCCUACCAGGCCAAAACAGAUAUACUCGUGCCAAUUUAGCAAGUAAGAAAGACAGAUUAGAAUCAGCUGAGAAACGGCUGGAACAGAACAGGAGCCACAUGGCUAAGGAAGCCAAGAAGUGUUCUAAAAUGGAGAAGAAACUUAGGGUUUUGACAGGUGGUUAUCAAAGUAGGGCGGCGUCCCUAAUCAAGCAGUUCCAAGAAUUACAGGACCAGAUAGAACAGGCCAAUUUGGAACUGUCCACAUUCAAAUUCCUUGCUGAACAAGAAAAGGCAGCCAUUCCACGUAGGAUAGAGUCAUUGACUGAGGACGUAAACCGCCAAACGGAACGAGAAAAACAAUUGCAGAAGAGAUACUCAGAGCUUCAAGCCGAAUUAGAGGAUUUACACAAAGGAAGACAGCCUAAAGAAGUCGAAUCGAAACUAGCUGAGGAGUAAUUAUAUUAAGGGAAUAAUUAAAUAAUAAUUAUUUAACAAAUUGAGAUGAUUGAGUGCAAUGAUCGAUAGUUUUGUGAGCAAAUUGUCAUGUCACGAAAUGUUUGUCGUUGUCACUGAAUGUAAAUCAUUAUUUCUAAUAGAACUGAAGUUGAUUAAACCAGUAUCUACCGCUCAACACUUGUCUGUGCAAUCUGAUUGUUAAGAAUAAUAACUGUACUUUAAUUAAGUAGGGUCUUUUCUAACUCAACACAAUCUAUUGAUGUAACUUUUCAAGUUUGAUAUAAUUUGGUCAUAAUAUUUCGGUUGUAAGAUUUAAGAAAAGUAUUUCAGGACAAUAUAUGUGCGGAGUUCUACAAAUUUUACCCGCAUGUGAAAUAGUGCUAUCACUUUAAUUUUGCAAUAGUUUCUGGAAGCGUUUCAUUGAGUUAGAAUAGAACGCCAAAUGCUUGAAACGAAUCGACAUAUUUAUCGUGCCUAUUCACCUGUGUUGAAUAAUGUUGCUAUCGUACUGAUAUUCUCUCGAAUACAACCUUGUAUUUUAUCAUCAUAUCAACUCACUCGCGACAAAUAUGUCUAUUUGAUUCAAAUCUAAACAGGUCAUCGAGUUUGAUUAUUAAAUAAGCAGUAAAAUAUGACAGAAAUGGAAAAUAAAUAUACAUAACUUUAAGAGAGAUAA